Messenger RNA from Pocillopora meandrina, 7992 nucleotides. The record is from the annotation of a GenBank genome assembly. Lineage: Eukaryota; Metazoa; Cnidaria; Anthozoa; Scleractinia; Pocilloporidae.
CUACUGCUGGAAAAGUACUGAAGGUGCAAGUGAUUGCACAAGAACAAACAUGGCGGCGAACAUGUGAGAGAACAAAUUUGGAAUGGUAAGCUCUUUGUGACGGUUUUUUAAGUCUGUUCUUUUUAUAUAUCAUAUCUCUUGUAUAAAAAUCAGCAAUGUAGCUGUGUCUCUCAUAGGGGAAGAAAAAGAAGCCGUUCAUUGACAAGAGAAGCGCUCACAGUUUUCAACUUGUGCAUCGGAGUCAAAAAGAUCCCUUACAGGCGGACGAGGAGAGUUCUAAACAUGUGUUACUACCGCUAGAUUCUUCAAGUCAGGCAUGUAUUAUUAUCUUAUUCUUGAAAUUAAAGUUCUAGGAUCUAAGCAUUUAUCAAAUUUAUCAUCGGUCUGAAAAGGUCUGUAAACAACAGUCUUAAAAACACAGCACAUGUUCCUCGGGUAUAACAGCACUAUUUGGUGUGAAAAAGUUUUUAAAGUUCUUCUCGGUAAGUUUCACCAAGUUUCAUAAAAAAUGUUGAAUUUAAUUUUAUUAAUUCAAAGACAUUAGUGAUAAACAUUUACCGUUAAUUUUUUCUUAGAAAAAUUUGUGUUUGUGGAAGAAAAAAUGGUCAUUUGAUAAUAACAUUUGAAGAUGUAGUUGUUAAAUAAAAAGAACAGUUGUUUAGUUGGUUUUUGUGUCUGAAAUAUUACCAACUCAAACUGAACGUGUCAGUGAAAGUUAAGUGAUAUGACUUUUUCAUCCAGGUCUUAAAUUGUAAAUAAUCAGGCCAUACAGUACAUUGAUACUCAAACAUUUAAACCAUCUGCUAUAGAAAUGUUGUUUAUAAACAUAUAUGUUCCCCUGAAAUUGAGUGAAUAAUUCUUUGCUUUACUUACAUUCAGGAUCCAAGUCAAAUAGACUCCAUGUAAGUAUAUUUAUAAUAUCUUAUUAAAUAAAUGAGAUACUAUGAGGGAUUUGAUUAGUUAAAGUCAUUUAUUGCACUGAUAAACUCAUGAAAAAAUUGAAUUUUGUUUCAGAACAGCUUGAGAUGUUGGGAGAACACUUGAAAAGUGUGUUAAUCACUCACCUCUAGCUUGUGAUUGACAUACUUUUCUUGAGUUUCCCAACAUCCUGUUUAGGUAAUUAAACCGGUAAAAAAAUAGGAAGUGUAGUCUAUUGCUUAAAGUAUUAAUAUAUUUGUAAUAAUAAUUCAUCCAAUUGAUUGUGGUGACUUUAUAAAACCCUUUUUACAUGCAUGAUCCAGUACCAGAUGCUAUAGUUCUUCACUAGAAAAUCCUCUAUCCUCUGUAAUAGUCUUCUUAACCCUUUAACUCCCAAGAUCUGACUGUUAAUUCUCCCCUCUAGCUGCUACACAUUUCUUUGUAGAUCAGUUAUGAUAAUUUAGUGUUAGAUCAUAAUAACAACUUUUACCUGAUGAGUUGGAGUUUUCUCAAUACCUGUUUGUGGGAUAAUAUAUGGAUAUUAUAGGGAGAAAUUCAAUGUUAAUUACUUCUGGGAGUAAAAGGGUUAACAAUCUUUAGUUGACAUCCACAUGUAAAUACACAGAAAAAUACAAGAAAACCAAACAAAACAAACUAGAAGAGCCAAAAAAAAAAAAGGAAAAAAAAAAUUUAAAGUAAUGUCUUUAAUAUUAAGGUUGUUGACCUUAUUUGUAACAUUGUACUUUUUUAUUUUCCUGUUUAUACACCAGACCAAUGUGAUAUGGUAAUUACUGUAACUUCUGAAUUUUGUACUGCAUUAAUAUCACUUUAUUGAUGUUGCUAUUAAUAUUAUUGUAAUUGUUUCUUCAGUGAUGAGCAUAAAAAAAAGGAGGAGGAAAGACAGCAUGGGAUUUUCUUUGACGAUGACUACAAUUACUUGCAGCACCUUAAACCUCGCACAAACCUUACUUUGGAACCACUCCCUGAUUUUGUGACUGUAAUCGAAGCCAAGAAAACUUCAGAUCAUGUGGAGGUAAGUUGCAUUUUCUCAGACUUCACUGUUAACAACACAUUGCCCUUACAUCACAAGUUGAUUUCACUCAACAUACUUUUGGCGUUAAAAUUAACUGAAUUUGAUUUAAUCUUUUUUUGUAGUUUGGUAAAGUCAAAUUACCAACUGAAGUGUUUGCCUCCAGAUAUGAAGAAGAAGAGGGAAUGCUUAAUCUUGCUGCACCAGUGUCAGGUGAUUAACAGAUAUUUAUUUUCUCUCUUGAGUUGGCCUGGCCACAUAUACAAUGGGGAAUAAAAAUAUAAAUUAGAAGAUUAUUAGUUGAUCCAAUACCAAAUUCUCCAAACUAAUGUCACAAGAACUAUAUGGCAGACAGUAAGCAGAAUUACUAAUGAGAUUUUGAGAGUCAAAGGGUUAAGGUGUAGAGAGAGUGUAAUAACAGGGUAAGGAUGUGAAAAGUCAUUCAUAGUAGCAAAUGUGAAGCUGUGCACAUUGCAUCCAAGAAUUCCCAAUACAAGUUCUUUGAAUACAUAACUACUGAUCAUUAUAUUGAUUCCAUUUGGUUCCCAAUUUUUCAUUUUAGGUCCUCGCCCAGACCUGGAUCCUGAUAUUGUAGCUGCCUUAGAUGAUGCACUUGAUUUGAAUGACCCUAAUAACAUUUUAGAGGAUGAUUUUAUGUUGAAGGUAAUGGAGAUUAAGAGGGUUUUUUUUUUUUAAGAAAUGUAGUAGCAUGAGAAUAGUGUUAGGUGUUUAAAAAAACCCUCAGGUUAUUGAAAGUUAACCACAAAGUUUGGUAUAGCUGCUUGAAUAUUUCUUAUCUCUAAAUGUAAAUGAACAGCCUGCUUGGAGAAUAGGUAGAUAUAAUCUUAGCACAGUUUUUCUACCUUUAGUAUUUUGCUCACAAGAAUUUAAGAUAUACAGCAGGAGUUUGUUUCACCUGAUUAUGGAGUCUUGUAAAUCCGAAUUGAAAAAGUGUUUUUAAGAAUAUUUUAGAGGAAUUUCAUUUUCUCUUUAUUCGCAUCACUGCUUAAAUCUGUACAACUAAUCUUGUAAAAGGUUAUUCUUUUAUUAUUAAGAAUAAAUUCGUAUUUUUUCUUUUCUUUAGGCAAAUGAUGAACAUGCAUGUUAUGAAAGGUUAGUACUUUUUUGGUAGACCAUGUGAAAUAUUUGUACCUUGCAAGUCUAACACAGUUUGAACUCUAAACAAUUUUUCCUGAAUACUUGUUGUUUCAAAGAUGUUUUGUUCUUUAAACCAAAGUUUACAAGUUACAAAAUAAUCUUGUUUUGUAUGAAGUGGAACUUUUUUGUUUUUUGGAGACUUUUGCUGUUACUCUCUAUUACAAAGUUUACUGUGUGACAGAUUCUUUGUGGACAACUUGGUACUGGUAAAUAUUUAGAUUGUCUUGAAUUACUCUGUCACUGCAAAAAUGUAAAUGUUCUUCUUUGCAGUGAUGACGACUUGAUUAAGAGUGAUGAUGAAGAUGAAAGUGAUGAGGAUGAUUACCCUUCAGAUGAGGCUGAUGAGUCAGAUGAUGGAAUGUCGUAUUUUGAGGAAGAGGAAACUAAAUCAAGAUUUACUAGCUAUUCAAUGACAUCAUCUGUAAUAAGGAGGAAUGAAGGUUAGGAAAAGAAAAAAAGGAUAAUUGUAUUGUUAGGUAUGCCCUAUAGUGCAAGCUUCUGAUGUUGUGUUAAACAAACAGACAGAGAUAAAUAGACAGAAAGACAGAUUGACACAUGUCAAAAAGAUUUUUGAAUGGCAGACUGACAGAGGAGAGAAUGAAGUGAGGAGACAGACAAGCAGACAGACUAACAGACAGAAUGACAAGCAGACAUGUAAGCAGAGUGACAAGCAGACAGACAAACAUAGAGUGACAAGCAGACAGACAGAGUUACAAGCAGACAGACGUGGUCAGACAAAAAGACAAAGAAAGAGACAGACAAACCAAUAAACAGACAAUUAGACAGACAGAUAGGCAGAACACAGAAAACUAACAGUUCAAAAAUAUCAAGAAAAGGGGAAUUUUUAUGUCAUUGAACAUUUUGUAAGGAAACUUAUUAUGUUUAUUAUAAUUUUCAUAACUCAAGUCUGGUUAUUUUCUUUCUAGGUUUGCAACUUAUCGAUGAGAGAUUUGAAAAGGUACUCUUUUCGUCGAACUCCCUUCUUACAAUAAUCAUAAUCUAUAUACUCCGGUUUAAAGAUACUAACAUCACUUACAUAAUAAGUAGUAUUUACAAAACAAUCAUGAUCUGCACUUACUAAUGUCCAUAAACUUAUAUUUUUUAUCAUACACUUAUGGGUGGACCUGGUAAUAUUUUGAUCCAUAGAACUUAUGUUGUUAUUUGAUUGAUAUUUAUGUUUUUAGUUGAUGGAGGAAUAUGAUGAAGAUGAGAUUGGAGCACUGGAUCAUGAAGAGUUAGAAGGCUCCAUUCAGCCAGACAGUAAAAGGCUCAAUGCUCUUGCUGAAGAAUUCAUUGAAAGCCAACUAGUACAAGAGUGAGUUCUAAAAAACUGAUUAACCUGGUGACAAUUGAGUGAUGGGCAUUGCAUGAUAAUAACAGGAGCAGUGUGCUCUACUCAGGGCCAAAAUGCCACCCAUUGAAUAUUAGCAGGGUUUUCAGUAAGAUAUGAAAUAGGUGUCUGCUCAACCUUAAGUAGGUGGCAUUAACACAUUGGGGGGUCUAGAGGCAUGUUCCCCUCGGAAAAUUUUGAAAUAUGGAAGCUCAGAAACAUAAUUUUCAGCCUUUUGGGCAUUAAAUUUUUUGCAUCUGAGUGCGCUUGGCCACCAUUUUUUAAAAAAAAAGAGAGACUGUGUAGGCCUGGAAUUAGAUAUUUCAAUUUUGAAGGGCUGGGCACAAGUGAAUGUUGCUUACCAGGAUGCUUACAUCUUUGAAAACAUGGCAGUUGUCACGUAUCAAAGCACCAGCAUGUGUGUUUUCUUUUUGUCUUAUAUUGUACAAAGUAUGACAAUAAAAACUCACAAACAGGAAGGUGAAUAGGGAUAUGUAAAUUCAUUGAUCCAAUAUGGCCUAAAGUGUUGACCAGGUGAUUUACAAAAAUUGUAUUUUACAGUUCCACCUAUGCAUAUUUAGUUAUUAUUUACUGACUGCAAAUUAUUUCUCCUAGUUUGUCUGAUGUUAAGGAGAGUAUACUGGUCAGAGGCCAUGAUAAGAAUGAAGACAGUGACAGUUCUCCAGAUGAACUGGUCAAAGUUGCAGAGGAGCCAAAGGAGAAAUGGGACUGUGAAUCCAUUUUAAGUGAGUAUUUAUGUUGGAAAAUAAUUAUUAGCCUAAUGUUUUGUGAUAUGAAGGAGUUAGGGUUUUUCAAAUCUCAAAAAGUUUAGCUCAGUUUUUCAACUUCACCUGUUUUAACAUUGCUAUGAAGAACAAAUAGAAUGCCAGCAUUUAUUUUUUUCUGUUAUUCUGUAUGGUGUCAGAAAGAACAUAUUAGGUCAUAUUUGCUCUUGUUGAUACCCUGAGAUAAAAUGACAUCCCAUCUUUAAAAAUAAUUUGUCAGUUUUUAAUAGAAUAUAUUUAUUUUUAUUAUUUUAUGAUCCACAGUUAGUCAGCAGACUGGUGUUCUUUGUUCACUGGUUUAGCGUUACACUUGUGGGACAGUGACUAAGUCACGACUCUUGUAACUGAGCUCCUUGUUUUAAGGUGCAUCUGUUACUUCUGAGUGUGAUUUUGUUCUUUUGCUUCUUUACAAUUUAGUUUGUGUUGUGCUGUUUAACGCACACUCUGAGAAGUGGAGAGACAGUUUUAGAUUACAACAAUUUCGUCACUUUUUGUAAAGGACAGAAAUGAUUAAGAUGUUAGCCUUUUAACAAUAUAAUGUAAAUAAAUUUUUACCAUCAUCACUAUUAGGUACUUAUUCAAACCUGUACAAUCAUCCCAAACUGAUUAAAGACACUCCAAGGGUGAGUUUCUUGUCACUUUAAUUUGCUUAUUUAUAAAUUUACAAACGGUUUUUUUUAACAAUUAUAAGAAUUUUUUGAUUAUUUUCCCGUUUGACAAAGUUAUUUGGCGUAUGAGUCCUGUUUUGUGAUAGGAUAGAAUCAAGAAGACAACUGACAAUUUUCAACAUUAAUACGGGAUUGUAAUUGGUUCAGAAAAAUCACACCACUUGGUAGACCAUUCAGAUUAGAAAAAAACUAAUCAAUCAAUGGAUGUGUACUUUGAGUUCUCAUUGGCUUCUUGUGGUAUUUGCCUUCGGUGACGUGUGUUUACUUUGAGUUCUCAUUGGCCCUUUGUAAUAAUUUCCUCGCUCUGAUUGGCUUUCCUGCGCUCUUCGACGGUGAAGUGUGUUUACUCUGAGUUCUCAUUGGCUCCUUACGAUAAUUGCCUGGUCUGAUUAUCUUUCCCGCGCUUUAUUUCGAUGAGGUAUUUUUACUUCGAGUUCCUUAUGAUGUUUGAGUUUCCCGCGCUUUACGUCGGUGACGAGUGUCUACUUUAAGUUCUCAUUGGCUCCUUAUGAUAGCUGCCUCUUCUAUAAUUGGUUGUUGUGGCUACUUCGGUUUUUACUUUACUGUUUUUGGUUCCCUUUAAGGUGAAGCCGAUAAAACUAUCCAAGGCUGGUAUUCCACUUGGUGUACUUUCGCAAUUCGGCGUAUCCAACAAGAAUGUGCAAGCCGGCGAACGCAGCGAUACAGAGGAGACAGAAAAGCAUGUUUCUCGCAACACGGUCAGAAGCAAAGACGAAACUAAAGAAGAGAAAAAACAUAGGAAACAAGAAAUCAAGAACGAUAGAAAGGUUGGUAUUCUUUUGAAUGAAGAAUUUCCCACAUUUCUUUACACAUGUUUUGCGUAGGGCGAAACACUCAGGAAACUCCGCAACUGUGCUACGGUUUGUGUUUCUUGAAAUAAAGUGACCUUAAGGGUUAGCUCCUUAGUUGCAGUCCUCUCUAUCCUCACUGACAAUCCAUGUUCCUUCUUAGCCUAGUACAGCCUCUGUAUUUGUUCUUUUUCUCUUACUUAAAUAAUAUUUUCUGGUCUCCUUAAAUCUGAGGUUGAUGCCGCAGAUCGUAGAUCGCAAACUACACAUCCUUUGGUUUAAAGUAACUUGCGCCUUGCGUUCUUUUCUUAUUACUUAUUCAUUUACAACUGUAUAUUUUUUUGUUUAGAAGCGCUCAGGUUUUUUUUUUGACGGCGUUUAGUUUUCAAACACUUGCCAUGCCUAAAGGUAAAGAAAUAAACAGAACUGACUUAAUUUGUCUUUUUUUUUUUUUCGUUUACUAGGUGCGACGGAUGGAAAAGAAAGCGAAUAAGAUUGCUUUCAAAUCCGAAAAGCAAAGACAAGAGCAGUCCAUGCUGAAUACAAAACAACAACAGGGAAAGAAGCUCUGAUACCUGUACAUAUUGCAAACGACAAUUGAAAAAAAAUCAAUUUCUACAUACGCUCGUAUAAUCCCGUGGUUUAAAAUUUUAAUCCUAGAAGUGCUCCAUGAAAUUCACGAGAACGAAACAUUUUUCAGGUUCUUUAAUAAGAAAAACGGCGGUAAAUGGGAGCUAGAAACCUCUGCUCUUCUACAGCUCCCAAAGCUUUCGGCAAUGCAGCCCUUGGUGGUAGUAAAGCGAGGAAAUGAAAUUCAGGAACACCGGUUCCUUGGUAUCCCAUUAUUGAACGUACAAACAUAAGUUGCGCGCGCUAAGCGUAGGAAUACUCGCGUGUUUAUACGUUGUCGAUUUCAUUGGCUGGAGUAAGUGUAUUUUCAAACAGCAGGUAAUGCCUGGUGAAUGCCUCUGCUGACGCACGUUACCCGAUUUUGAUUGAACUAAAAACCUAUAAAGAGCUCAGAAAACGGAAGUCAAAUAUGACCGUGAGGCACUAUGGCGCAUACCAAGCUUUACAUCGCCUUACUGCCACCAAAUUCUUCUUGCGUUGGAGUUGUAAAUAUUUUGUGCCUAGUACAACUUUUAAUAAUAAUUUUUUUACCCGAUAUUGUAGUACGUUGUACAGGAAAAUGAUAUUGAGAACAUCAUGAAUAUGUUGAGGGUGUAAACUUGUCUUAGAACUGACGUUUAAUAGUAAAAAAAAAACAAAACAAAACAAAAAAGCCAUUUCAUCC